This is a messenger RNA of Triticum aestivum (bread wheat), 1641 nucleotides long. RefSeq lists its product as uncharacterized. The coding region runs from base 1 to 1641 and encodes 546 amino acids. The transcript has 6 exons. The record is from RefSeq and is a predicted model, not a curated record. Lineage: Eukaryota; Viridiplantae; Streptophyta; Magnoliopsida; Poales; Poaceae.
AUGGACAGACUUCUAAAACUCACAGGAUUUGGUUGGGAUGACGAUGACAAAAUGAUAAAAGCUCCAGAAGAUAUUUGGGAAGAACUAAUUAAGAAGGAUAAGGCUAUCCAAGAAUAUCGAGAUAAGGUGUGGCUUAGUUGGAUAGAUCUUCAAGCCAUAUGUGCUAGUUCAACAGCAUCUGGAGCUGGUGCUGUAUCUAGCAAAGGAAAAGAUGGUACAUGUACGACCAAAUCUUCACAAAUUGAUCUCAAUACGGAAGUUGAAGUACAUGACAUCGAUUCUGAUGAAAUCAAUGCUUCCCCUGGUGUCUUCACCAAGAAGUCAACUACCAUUGAGCCAGAAAAAAAGAGGUCCCCUGGAAGUGGAUCCAAGGGAACUGGAUCUAUGAACAUUUCGGAUGUGCCAGAUGAUGAACUUUCUGAUUCCGAACAAGUGCUUAUUAAUAACAUUUCUGCAGUGUCCUUGUUUCGCGAUGUGUUGUUCACAAGGUUAUUCAGAACGCCCCGUAACACUUCUAUAUUAACUGGUGCUCAGAAAACGAUAGAGUUUUUAGAGGGAUGUCCAGUUAGAUUUUAUGAACAAUUUCGUCUUGAGAAGCACAGAUUCUACUUGUUGCAGGAUGCUUUGUGCGAGAGGAAGUUACUUAAGGAUACAAAUCAAAUGACAGUGGACGAACAACUACUCAUGUUUCUACAUACAAUUGGUCACAAUGUUAGAAACCGUGUCAUCCAAGAUAGAUAUCAGCAUUCUGGUGAACCAAUCAGCCGACACUUCAACAAAGUUUUAGACGCCAUAAAUGGUUUGCGUGAUGUUUGCAUAACAGAUUCAAGCAAUCAAGUCCCAUCAAAAAUAUUGGGUGACGCAAGAUUCUACCCAUAUUUCAAGAACUGCCUAAGAGAAAUUGAUGGGACACAUAUUGAGGCAAAAGUCAGGCUUGAUAAGCAAACUCCUUAUAGAAACAGACAUGGUUAUCCGUCUCAAAAUGUAAUGGCAGUAGUGUCAUUUGACAUGACAUUCUCUUAUGUCGCUGCUGGAUGGGAGGGUUCUGCAUCGGAUCAAGCUGUUCUAAGAUGGGCUGUGACUAGUGGGGGUUUAGUUGUUCCUGAAGGUAAAUUUUACCUUGUUGAUUCAGGCUACGCAAAUACUCCAAGAUUUAUUGCCCCGUAUCGUGGAGAUCGCUAUCAUAUUGCUUCUUUUCGUGGAAGUAAUCGGCGAUAUACUAGUGAGAAGGACUUGUUCAACCAUCUACAUGCACAGUUGCGGAAUGUUGUUGAACGAACUUUUGGUGUUCUAAAAGCUCGUUUUCCAAUUCUAAGUAGGAAAGGAGGAAUUCCUUAUCCAUACAGAACUCAAGUGAAAAUUGUUAUGGCUUGUUGCAUUAUCCACAACUUCAUAAGGAAGGUUAAUCAUCCUGAUGAGUUAUUCGAGGUUUAUGAGCAUGGGGAAACAGAACAAAAUACUGACCAUGGUGAUCAACAAGUUAAUGGGCAAGCAAGAGAAGAUGAUAGAGUUGCUGGUGAGAGACUUGGAAUCCCCAUCCGCUACAGCUGCCUGCUGCCCCCGGCGCCGCCGAUACAGGCUGAUGUCGGUGCAGCCUGCAUGGCCGGCGUUGAGGGGAGGCAGGCCUGUGCGUUGACCUGA